Etheostoma cragini (Arkansas darter) is the source of this 13559-nucleotide messenger RNA. RefSeq names its product dynein, axonemal, heavy chain 2 (gene dnah2). The record is from RefSeq and is a predicted model, not a curated record. NCBI's taxonomy places the organism in Eukaryota, Metazoa, Chordata, Actinopteri, Perciformes, Percidae. Gene Ontology annotation, biological process: microtubule-based movement. The transcript is spliced from 86 exons. Gene Ontology annotation, molecular function: dynein light intermediate chain binding; ATP binding; dynein intermediate chain binding. Gene Ontology annotation, cellular component: dynein complex.
AUGCCUCGGUAACAACAUAAAGAAGACAGCUUUGAGAUGCAAGCUUUGGCAGCAAUGGAUGAGGAAUACUAUAAGAACAUUCAUCUGUUGUUUAUCCGUUGUGUGGCUCUUUCUGGGGUAACCAGAGAGAAGUGGACAGAGGAGAAUGUGAGGGCUUUGGAUCAAUUUAUUGUGGACACAGCUAUCUCAACCAUGGUGGUCUACAUUGACACCUACGCCAGGCUGCGGGUGGAGUACUCAAUGCCCUUACCGGUGGUAGAGCAGCUGUCCUAUUUUAGCCGCAUGCCAGGAGCCAUAAUCACAUCAGAGACGUUUGAGGUGGCCGUACAGUUUGGCACAGUGCGGGGCGACCCCACCCAGAGGCUGCUUCAUGACAUGACCUGUUUGCAUGCCCCUCCAGUUGCCCUCAGCACCUGGAGGGAGAAGAGCAUCAAGGACAACUAUGCCAACAACAUGCACUGCUUUCUUGCAAACCUCACAGAUGAUGUGUAUAAGAAGGUGGGCAACACCGUUCUCUACAUCCCAAUGGAAGGCCUACAGCACUGCCCUGAAGAGGCCAGCAAGGACAAGAAGCUGGUACAAAGAAUGGAGACUGUUAUGAUCCACUGGACUGAUCAGAUCAAGGAGCUACUGAAUGCUAAAGAAAUAAUGAAGAUGAGGGACAACUGUGGUCCACUGCAGGAGAUAGCCUUCAGGCAGAGUCACUCUGCCAAGCUGUUGAACAUCAGCCAGCAGCUGCAAAAGCCAGGGGUCAGGCACAUCCAGAACAUCCUUCAGCUCUCCAAGUCUCUCUAUGUACAACGCUUCAGCAAACUGACCGAAGGAAUACAGGAUUGCCUUUCGCAGGCCCAAUCAAACUUGUCCUACCUUUCCAUACUGAAGGAGCCAUGUGAAGAGCUUGCCCGGCUCAAGCCUAGCCAAGUUGCUCCUAAGCUGCGACACAUUGUCAGUCUCAUUCGCAUCAUCUGGGUCAACUCAUCCCACUACAACACCAGUGAGAGGAUCACUGGUCUCUUUCGCAAGAUGAGCAAUGAGAUCAUCAACUUGUGCUUCCAAAGCAUCUCUCUGAAAAGGAUCUUUAAGGGCUAUGUGUUAUCCAGCAAGCAAGACCUCAGCGAUUGUAUCCAGUGCUGCCUGUCCUGGAAAGAAAUUUACCUGCAGGCCUCACAGAUUCACCACAAGUAUUCUCGAACAAGCUGGGUCCUGGACCAAACCAGCAUAUUUGUAUUGGUUGAUGUUUUCAUUCAGAGGUUCAAAGAGCUGCUUGAGAUAUGUGAUUGCCAGUAUCAGUUUGCCCGUUGGGAGGAUGGCCAGCAGAGGGCUCUGCCAUGCUUCAGCGGUUGUCAGGGACCAGAAUUCACCCGCCUCCUCCUUGAGAUUGAGGGCAAAUUCCACCGUGGCCUACAGAACCUGCACUCUCUUGACAAGGGCAUUCUUGAUGUUGAAAGCACUACAUGGUGCAAUGAAUUCAACAAGUUUCGUACAUUAAUAAAGGAACUGCAAAUGAAGAUGCAGAACCUGAUUAAUUCAGUGUUCAAGACUGUGAACACUGUGGAGGAAGGAGUUCGGCUUCUGGACAUUUUCAAGCCUUUGUCUACACGAGAGGCCUUUAGGCGCACCAUAGAAGAGAAGAUGGAGGAAGUGUACAACAUGAUGAACAAGGAGCUCAAAAUGGCCAACAAGAAGCUGAACCAGAAGACAUGGUCUUCUCCUGACCAUAUGCCCCGGAUAGCAGGCCAGGCCCACUGGGUGAGAGCCCUCAAACAUCGCUUAGAGAAAACCAUGGAGGUGCUUCAGAAGGCCCACUUCAUGCCUGAGUCAUACAGCCGCAAGCAGGUAGUUAUUACCUUUGGCCAGAUGAUUCAGUUUUUAGAUGAGAUGGCGAGGAAGAACUUCAGUGAGUGGAUCCAGAACCUGGACGGACAGUACCUUAAGAGACUGGAGCAGCCACUCAUGGUGCGCUGCAAAGACAAGACCGCCAAGCUUGACAUCAACUUUGACAACAACCUGGUGAACCUGUUCUCUGAGAUCCAUUACUGGGAUCGACUAAAGUUUGAGAUCCCCUCGUGUGUGUCUGCCUUUUACCAGGACAGGGAGGAGCUCAGAGGCCUGAGGGAGAGAGUACUACUGCUAAUCAGGGACUACAACAGGAUCAUUGGAAUGCUGUCUCCUGGCGAGCUUGAUCUGUUUCGGGAGCGAAUUCGUUUCAUGGAUAAGAAGAUUCAGCCGGGGCUGGCCAGGCUCCUGUGGAUUUCUAAAGGAGCUUCUAACGUCUUCAUCCGUGAAUGUCUCCUGCAUGUUGACAAGGUCCAGUUGAUAGUUGAUGGAUACAAAGUAUCUAAUCUAAACAUUUACAACCUCUGUCGCCAAAUCAGUGAAACAUUGCUGGUUAGACUGGAUGGGAAGACUGUGUACAGGAACCUGGAGUUUGAGGAUGACCAGAAGAGUCACCAGCAGCGCCAGCUCCAAAUACUGCACUCAGCCCACCAAAGAAUUGCUGAUAUUAUGAGCCACAUCCAUAACACCUUCUCUAAUGAUGGAUCUGAGGUCCAGGAGCACUGGGUGACCUACACAGAGAAAGUGGACCACAUGGUAGAGGAAGCUCUAAGAAACAACAUCAAGAGCUCCUUGAAGAAGCUAUCCAGGGCCAUCAAUGGAGACAGCAAGACAUCUCCCAAUCCAUUGUUCAAAGUACUGGUAGCACUGCGGCAGACAACUCCCCAAACCACACCAAAGGUGGAGUUCUCACCGACGCUCGGAAAGCUUGCUCAAAUUGUGAACAUUAUGCCUCAGCUCAUCAAAACCAUUUCAGAAUUUAAACAACUGCCGGAAGUUCUCUCCUGCAAACGGUCACAGGGUAACCCCAUAUACAACAACAUAGAGCAAGAUGAGGAGAUAAAGAAGAUUCAGGCUGCUAUUUCUACAGGGAUGACAGCCAAUGAAAGCCACCUGCAGGCCUAUCUGAAGACCUGGGACAAAUACAGGGAUAUCUGGGAGAACAACCAGGACUCCUUUAUACAACGUUACCGGAGACUAAACCCACCAGUCACUACUUUUGAUGCAGACAUACACAGGUACACAGAAAAGGCCUCCAGUGUUCAACAGGAAGAGACAGUAUUUAACAUCCGGUUUAUCAUGCUGGACUGUUCACCACUCAAGUCCUCCUUGGCUCAGCUCUGCAGUGAGUGGCAAACCAAGUUCACUCAGCUGCUCAGCCACAUGGCUAGCACCCGCCUUAAAGAACUUCAUGCCUCCCUGCAAGAUAAUGCUAAAAGGCUGAGACAACACCCUCAGACACUGGCAGAUCUUAAUGAGAGCCUGAAGCUCUUGGUCACUCUCCAGGGCGAUUUGGCCAAGACAGAGGCUCAGAUCCCUCUUAUCCAUGAACAGUUUGCCAUCCUGGACAAAUAUGAAGUCCCAGUGGAACAGGCUGUGCUGGAUAAUCGUGAGGCGCUGAAUGGGGAGUGGGUGUGGUUUCAGCAGGUGUUGAUUGACAGUGACAUCAUGCUGCAGAAGCACAAGGAGAAGUUUAAGAACAACCUCAUCCUCUCCUCUGAGGAUUUCAAGAAGAAAAUCCAGACCACUUUGCAGGAGUUCAACAGCACAGGUCCAUUUGACAGUGCACUGAGCCCUGAGAUGGCCUUAAAAACAGUAGCAGAGCAUUGCAGCCAACUGGAGGCUCUAAAACAGGAAGAGUGUGCCAUCAUUAAUGGGCUGGGUUUCUUCAAAAUUGAACAGCCUCUUUCAAAAAGCAUCCGGGUGCUGGAGAAGGACUUAGACAACCUGCAGCAGGUCUGGGAGAUUACACAAGAGUGGAAUACCAAUUGGAACAUCUGGAAAGUUGGUCAGUUUGCUGUGCUGCGGACAGAAAGCAUGGAGAGCACAGCACAGGAUAUGUUUAAAAAACUCCACAAACUCCAGAGAGAAUUAAAGGAUAAGGAGUGGGACAUAGUAGAUUUUUCCAAGAACAAGAUUGACCAGUUCAAGAGGAUCAUCCCUCUUAUUGCUGAUCUGAGGAACCCAGCCAUGAGAGACAGGCACUGGAAGCAGAUCUGUGAAGAGCUGCAGUGCUCUUUUGACCCAAUGAGUGCUGAGUUCACCCUGGAGACGAUCAUAUCUCUGGGUCUUGACAUGUACACUGACAAAAUCAGUGAGCUUUCAGGAGCCGCCAGCAAGGAACUCUCCAUAGAACAGGGUCUUGAGGACAUUACUAAGACAUGGGAGGAAACGUUCCUGGACAUAGAACCUUACAAAGCUGAAGGCCACUAUCGGUUAAGGGGCACAGAGGAGCUUUUCCAGGUCCUGGAUGACAACAUGGUUAUUCUGUCCACAAUGAAGGCUUCUCGGUUUGUCAAAGCCUUUGAGCGGGAAGUGGACUGCUGGGAACGGCGCCUGUCACAGGUGCUGGAAGUCAUUGAGAUGAUCCUCACUGUACAACGUCAGUGGAUUUAUCUGGAGAAUAUUUUCCAAGGAAAGGACAUCAGAGAGCAACUUCCUCUUGAGUGCAAAGAGUUUGAAGAAGUUAGUUCUAGUUGGAAAAUAAUCAUGGGCCGACUCCACAAGGAUAACAAUGCCUUGCAGGGAACACACCACCCCGGCUUGCCUGAGAAGCUGUCAGAGAUGAGUGCCAAGCUUGAGGAGAUCCAGAAGGCCCUGGACAUGUACCUGGAGACCAAGAGGCAGAUCUUUCCAAGAUUUUACUUCCUGUCAAAUGAUGAUGUGCUUGAGAUCCUGGGACAGUCACAGAACCCAGACGCCAUGCAACCUCACCUAAAGAAGUGUUUCGAUAACAUCAAGAGUCUACGUAUUGAAAAGGCUGGAAAACCAGAAGCCACUGGGAUGCUCUCUGCUGAUGGGGAGUUUAUUCCAUUUAGCCAGACAGUGCAACUGGACAGACCUGUGGAGGUUUGGCUGUGUGAUCUUGAGAAGGCCAUGCGAAUUACACUAAAGGAUUUUCUGAGCAGCUGCCUUUUAGCUCUGAAGAAGAUGACAGGACAGAAAGAAAAAUGGGUCAAAGAUUGGCCAGGACAGAUGCUCAUCACUGCCAGUCAGAUCCAGUGGACCUCUGAUGUCACUAAAUCUCUCAUUACCAGCAAAGCGAGAGCUGACAAGUCCUCCCUUAAGUCCAUGAAGAAGAAACAGGUCGCCAUGCUUCAAUGCUAUUCAGAGCUCAUCCGUGGCAACCUGUCCAAAGUCCUGCGUCUGAAAAUUGUUGCGCUGGUCACAGUGGAGGUUCAUGCUCGGGAUGUCAUUGAUAAGCUGGCCAAGACAGGCUGCAAUGAUGUCAAUGCAUUCGAGUGGCUCUGCCAGCUGCGACUAUACUGGGAGAAGGAUCUGAAUGAUUGUAUAAUCCGACAGACCAACACACGUUUCAAGUAUGGCUACGAGUACCUGGGCAACUCUGGACGGCUCGUAAUCACUCCACUUACUGACAGGUGUUACAUGACCCUGACCACAGCACUCCAUCUCCAUCGGGGGGGCUCUCCUAAAGGCCCAGCGGGUACUGGAAAGACAGAGACAACAAAAGACUUAGGCAAAGCUCUGGGAAUGUACGUCAUCGUAGUGAACUGCUCUGAAGGACUAGACUACAAAUCCAUGGGACGCAUGUACUCUGGCCUGGCACAGACAGGAGCAUGGGGGUGCUUCGAUGAGUUUAACCGAAUCAACAUCGAGGUGUUGUCAGUAGUGGCCCAGCAGAUCCUCUUAAUCCUGUCCGCCCUCGCAGCUGGACAAUCCAAGUUCCAUUUUGACGGACAGCACAUACGCCUUGUCUGGUCAUGUGGCAUCUUUAUCACCAUGAAUCCCGGUUACGCUGGUCGUACUGAGCUUCCAGACAACCUCAAGUCCAUGUUUAGACCUAUCUCCAUGGUGGUGCCAGACUCUACUCUCAUCGCUGAGAUCAUACUGUUUGGAGAGGGCUUCAACAACUGCAAGCUCCUGGCUAAGAAGGUCUUCACCCUGUACUCCCUGGCAGUGCAGCAGCUGUCUAAACAGGACCACUAUGAUUUUGGCCUGCGUGCGCUCACUUCCUUACUUCGCUAUGCUGGAAAGAAGCGCCGUGUUUGCACCAACGUUCCUGAUGAAGAAGUCCUGCUAAUGGCUAUGAAGGACAUGAACAUUGCUAAGCUGGCCUCCACUGAUGUGCCACUGUUCAAUGGGAUCACCCAGGACUUGUUCCCUGCUGUGGAAACACCCAUUAUAGACUAUGGCAAGUUGAAGGAGGCUAUAGAGGCGGAGCUUCAUCAGAGCAGUUUGCAGGUGACUCCUUUUACAAUAACCAAAGUCAUCCAACUUUAUGAGACCAAAAACUCUCGACACUCAUCUAUGCUGGUGGGAAAGACAGGCAGCGCUAAGAGUGUUACCUGGAGGACUCUGCAGAAUGCCCUCACUUCCCUUUACCAAAAGGGAGUGCCUGGCUUCCAGCUGGUCCAGGAUUAUCCUCUGAACCCCAAGGCAAUGAGUCUGGGAGAACUAUAUGGAAGUUCUAUCUUGUCAGUUUUCUAACAAACUGCAUCUCCUUUACAUUCUUUAGAUGAGAAACCAGAUGAGAAGUGGAUUGUAUUAGACGGGCCUGUUGACACACUGUGGAUAGAGAGUAUGAACUCAGUUAUGGAUGACAAUAAGGUGCUCACGCUUAUCAAUGGUGAGAGAAUCUCCAUGCCUGAACAGGUGUCUCUGCUGUUUGAAGUUGAAAACCUGGCAAUGGCCUCUCCAGCUACAGUGUCUCGCUGUGGGAUGGUCUACAAUGAUUACAUUGAUCUGGGAUGGAAGCCUUUUGUCAACUCCUGGCUGGACAAGCGACACAAGGCUGAAGUAAACCAUUUAAAGCGUUUGUUUGAGAAAUACAUAGAGAGCACACUAAACUUUAAGAACAGAAACUGUAAGGAGCUGAUUCCCAUCACUGAGAUUAAUGGAGUAACGUCUCUAUGCCGCCUCUAUGACUCCCUGGCCACAUCCAGCAAUGGGGUGAAUACUUCAGAUACAGAUAACCUGGGUAGGAUGGUGGAGCUCUGGUUCAUCUUCAGCCUUAUCUGGUCCAUCUGUGCCUCUGUUGACGAAGAUGGACGCAAGAAGAUGGACAACUUCCUACGGGAGAUGGAAGGCACCUUCCCUAUCAAGGACACAGUUUAUGAGUACUAUGUGGACACCAAGAACAGAACCUGGGCUUUUUUUGAAGAUAAGCUGCCGAAGGACUGGCAUUACAAUGCCAAUGCUCCAUUCUAUAAGAUUAUGGUUCCGACAGUCGACACAGUUCGCUACAACUUCCUGGUUAAGGCUUUGGUGUUGAGUCAGUACCCAGUGCUGCUCACUGGGCCAGUAAGCACUGGUAAAACCUCAGUGGUCCAGAGCAUCUUGCAGGGCUUGGAUAACAAGUGGACUAGCCUCACUGUCAACAUGUCUGUCCAGACUACCUCUAAUAACAUCCAGGCCAUCGUGGAGAGCCGCAUAGAGAAGAGAACCAAAGGUGUGUUUGUGCCUGCAGGUGGAAAGCGCCUGCUGUGUUUCCUGGACAACCUCAACAUGCCAGCCUAUGACCUCUUUGGCUCCCAACCACCGCUGGAAUUGCUGCGCCUCUGGAUUGACUAUGGCUUCUGGUAUGACCGGCAGAAACAGACCCCAAUGAUUGUCAAGGACAUGUUCUUGUUGGCGUCCAUGGGGCCUCCUGGUGGAGGGAGGACUCACAUCUCUGGCCGCUUACAGAGUCGAUUCAAUCUCAUCAAUAUGACCUUCCCCAACGAGUCCCAGAUCAGGCGGAUCUACAGUACCAUGAUCAACCAAAAGCUACAGGGGUUCAAGGAGGAGGUGAAGCCAAUUGGAGACAUUCUGACUCAGGCAACCUUAGAACUGUAUUAUGCUGUUACAGCUCGUUUUCUUCCCACUCCAGCCAAAAUCCACUACCUCUUCAACCUCAGAGAUAUCUCAAAGGUGUUCCAAGGUCUGCUAAGAGCUCACCCAGAUUUCCAUGAUACCAAAAACAACAUCACUAGGCUGUGGAUCCAUGAGUGCUUCAGGGUUUUCUCAGAUCGGCUUGUGGAUCAUAGUGACACGGAGGCCUUUGUUGCUUUGCUUGGAGAGAAACUCGGCUCACUCUUUGACCACACAUUCCACAGCAUCUGCCCCAACAAACAACCACCAAUAUUUGGUGAUUUCCUGAGUGAGUCUCGUGUGUAUGAGGACCUACUGGACAUAAAGGUUCUCAAGAAGUUCAUGGAGACCCAGCUGGAGGACUACAACCUGACACCUGGCGUAGUACCCAUGAGCCUAGUGCUCUUUCGGGACGCCAUCGAACACAUAACCCGUGUAGUACGUGUGAUCAGUCAGCUCAGGGGCAACAUGCUGCUGGUUGGUGUAGGGGGCUCCGGUAGACAGAGCCUGUCUAAGAUAGCCACCUUCAUCUGUGAAUACCGGGUAUUCGAGGUUGAAAUCACAAAGCAGUACCGGAAACAAGAGUUUAGAGAAGACAUCAAGAAGCUGUACCGGUUGACUGGUGUGGAUAAUAAGCCCACUGUCUUCCUCUUCAAUGACACCCAGAUAGCAGAUGAAUCCUUCCUAGAAGAUAUCAAUAAUAUCCUGAGCUCUGGAGAGGUGCCUAACUUGUACAAGCAGGAUGAGUUUGUUGAGGUGUGCAAUGCUCUGUCAGAGUUUGCCCGGAAAGACAAUGUUGUGGAGACUCCUGACUCCUUGUUCAGCUACCUGAUAGAGCGAGUCAGGAACAACCUGCAUAUAGUGCUCUGUAUGAGCCCAGUGGGAGAGCCCUUCAGGAACCGCCUCCUCCAGUAUCCAGGGCUUGUCAACUGCACCACCAUUGACUGGUUCUGUGACUGGCCCAAAGAUGCUCUGCUUGAGGUAGCUGAGAGAUACUUGGAUGGACUGGAGCUGGGAUCCUUGGAGGGGAUCCAGACAAAGGUUGCCAGUAUCUUUGUGACCACACACCAGUCGGUUGCACAAGUCUCCCAAAGGAUGAAGUUGGAGCUGAAGAGACAUAAUUAUGUGACACCCACCAACUACCUGGAGCUGGUGUCAGGAUACAAGAAGCUGUUGGCAGAGAAACGCAGUGAAUUGGGGGAGCAGGUGAGCAAGCUGCGUAAUGGCCUUUUCAAGAUCAGUGACACACGAGAGAAGAUAGAGGCCAUGUCUGUAGAGCUUGAGGAGGCAACGAAGCAGGUGGCUGUGUUCCAGAAACAGUGUGACGAGUUCCUGGCUGUCAUAUCACAGCAGAAGAGGGAGGCUGAUGAGCAGCAGAAGGUUGUCAGUGCUAACAGUGCAAAAAUUGGUGCAGAGGAGAUACAGUGUAAAGCAUUGGCUGAGAAUGCACAGAGAGAUCUGGACGAGGCCCUGCCUGCACUGGAAGAGGCCAUGAAGGCUCUGGAGUCUCUAAAUAAGAAGGACAUGACAGAGAUCAAGUCUUAUGGCCGUCCCCCAACACUGGUGGAGACAGUGAUGACCGCUGUCAUGACCCUUCUGGGCAAAGAGCCUACUUGGGCAGAGGCUAAGAGACAGCUGGGUGAGGGCAACUUCAUCAAAACAUUAGUUUACUUUGACAAGGACAAUAUAUCGGACCGUGUGUUAAAGAAGAUCGGCCAGUACUGUAGACAAGUAGACUUCCAGCCAGAAAUCAUCGGCAAAGUUUCACUGGCUGCCAAGUCCCUUUGCAUGUGGGUCAGAGCCAUGGAGGUUUAUGGGCGUAUAUUCAGGGUGGUGGAGCCAAAGCGGGCACAACUGAACGCUGCCACUGCCCAGUUAGAAGAAAAACAGGCUGCAUUGGCCGAGGCCCAGAACAAACUGCGAGAGGUCGGGGAGAAGGUGGAGCAGCUGCAAAAGCAACACAAUGAGAAGCUGGCCAUUAAGGACAGUUUGAGGGAGAAAUCAGCUGAGAUGGAGGUGAAAUUGGACCGAGCUGACAAACUAGUCACUGGACUGGCUGGAGAGAGGGUCCGGUGGGAGGAGAGAGUUGCUGGUCUUGAAGAAAACAUGGGAUAUCUGGUGGGAGACUGUUUGCUAGCAGCUUCUUUCCUGUCUUACAUGGGACCCUUCCUUUCCAACUAUAGAGAUGAGCUGCUUGCCAUUUGGAUGAAGGAGGUACGGGACUUGGCGAUCCCAUGCACACCAGGGUUUAGUUUUGCAGUUUUUUUGUCCAAGCCUACAGCUGUGAGGGACUGGAACAUUCAGGGCCUGCCCUCUGAUGCAUUUUCUACUGAGAAUGGAGUUAUCGUCACCCGCGGAAACCGAUGGCCACUGAUGGUGGACCCUCAAGGCCAAUCUUUAAAGUGGAUCAAGAACAUGGAGAUGAAGAGAGGCCUGAAAGUAAUAGAUUUCCAAAUGUCAGACUACCUACGGGUGCUCGAGAAUGCCAUUCAGUUUGGGAAUCCUGUUUUGCUGCAGAAUGUCCAGGAGGAGUUGGACCCCUCUCUCAACCCAAUUCUUAACAAGUCCAUGACACGGAUAGGUGGGAGGCUGCUGUUGAAACUUGGUGAUAAGGAAUUGGAGUACAAUCCAGAGUUUCGUUUCUACAUCACCACCAAGCUGUCUAACCCCCACUACACACCAGAGAUUUCUACAAAGACCACCAUUGUCAACUUCGCUGUCAAGGAGCAGGGUCUGGAAGCCCAACUACUAGGAAUUGUGGUGCGCAAGGAGCGUCCACAUCUAGAAGAACAGAAGGACUCGUUGGUGAUCAGCAUUGCCUCUGGCAAAAGAAGCCUACAGGAGCUGGAGGAUGAGAUCCUCAGGCUGUUGAAUGAGGCGACUGGCUCACUGCUGGACGAUGUGCAGCUAGUGAAUACCCUGCAGACAUCCAAAGUGACAGCCACAGAGGUUUCAGAGCAGCUGGAAAGCAGCGAACAGACCGAGAUCAAGAUCGACUCCGCUAGAGAGGCCUAUCGCCCAUGUGCCCAGCGAGCCUCCAUUCUCUUCUUCAUCUUAAACGACAUGGGCCGCAUUGACCCCAUGUACCAGUUCUCACUGGAUGCCUACAUUAACCUAUUCAACCUUAGCAUAGAAAAGAGCAAGCAUAGCCACAAGCUGGAGGAAAGAAUCACCAACCUCAAUGACUACCACACAUAUGCAGUAUACAGGUACACGUGCCGUGGUCUGUUUGAGGUCCACAAGCUGCUCUUCAGUUUCCAGAUGUGUGCCAAAAUUCUGGAGGUGGCUGGCAAACUCAACAUGGAUGAGUACAGCUUCUUCCUCCGAGGAGGGCUCGUACUUGAUAAGGAGGAUCAGAUGGAUAACCCCUGCACCAGUUGGCUUGUAGACUCCAGCUGGGACAACAUCACAGAGCUGGAUAAGCUGCCCAACUUCCAUGGCAUCAUGGCCUCUUUUGAACAGUACCCCCAAGACUGGAGUCUUUGGUUUACCAGUGCUGAACCAGAGAAGGCCGUUCUACCAGGUGAUUGGGAGAAUAACUGUAAUGAGCUUCAGAAGAUUCUGAUAGUGCGCUCUCUGCGUCAAGACCGUGUCUCCUUGUGCGUCACCUCCUUCAUUGUUAACAACCUCGGCUCUCGCUUUGUGGAGCCGCCUGUUCUCGACAUGAAGGCUGUUGUGGAGGAAUCCACCAGCAUGACUCCCCUGAUCUUUGUUCUGUCUCCUGGGGUGGACCCAACAGGAGCCCUGCUGCAGCUGGCUGAGGCCUCUGGUAUGAGCAAAGACUUCCAUGCUCUCUCUCUGGGUCAGGGACAGGCCCCCAUCGCUAAGAGCAUGAUAGAGGAGGGCGUCAAGAAUGGUCACUGGGUGUUCCUUGCCAACUGCCACCUCUCUCUCUCAUGGAUGCCUGAGCUGAACAAGCUGGUGGAGCAGCUACAGGUGGAGAAGCCCCAGUCAAACUUCAGACUCUGGCUUAGCUCUUCGCCACACCCUGAAUUUCCCAUUACCAUCCUACAGGCUGGUAUCAAGAUGACCACUGAACCACCGAAGGGAUUGAAAGCCAACAUGAAGCGUCUGUACCAGCUGGUAACAGAGGCUCAGUUCAACCGCUGCUCAAGACCAGUAGUCUACAGGAAGAUGCUCUUUUCCCUCUGCUUUUUUCACAGCAUCCUGCUGGAAAGAAAGAAGUUUUUACAGCUGGGCUGGAACAUUAUCUAUGGAUUCAACGAUUCUGAUUUUGAGGUGAGUGAGAGUCUGCUCAGUCUGUACCUGAAUGAGUAUGAGGAGAUUCCCUGGGAUGCGCUGAAGUACCUCAUCGCUGGGGUCAACUAUGGAGGUCAUGUAACAGAUGACUGGGACAGACGUCUUCUAACCACAUACAUCAAUGACUACUUCUGUGAUGCUGCUGUAAACCAGCCCUUCUUCAAAUUGUCCUCCUCAAACUUGUAUUACAUCCCCCGUGACGGUCCCCAGUCCGCAUACAAGGAAUACAUCAGCAUGCUGCCGGCCACAGAGCACCCUGAGGUGUUUGGCCAGCACUCCAAUGCUGACAUUGCUAGCCAGAUUGCUGAGACCAGGACGUUGUUUGAAACCCUGCUCUCCCUGCAGCCCCAAGUCACCAGUUCCACCACUACGGGGGUUGGGCUCAGUAGAGAAGAUAAGGUAUUAGAGCUGUUGGCAGAUGUUCGUGGGAAGAUCCCAACAGUGAUUGACUACGAGGGCACCAGGUCUCUCCUCCAGGACAGCCCCACACCUCUUAAUGUAGUCCUGCUGCAGGAGAUCCAGAGAUACAACUCUCUGCUGGACACCAUCAUGUAUGUUCUCUAUGUCUACGCAUGUGUGCAUGCAUGUGUGUCUCUCUUUGGGUUUGUCUGUCAGAAUCUCCGCUGGCCAUAUGCGUACCCUUCACUGAAGCCCCUGGCAGCAUGGACCAGGGAUCUUUGCCAGCGAGUCAAUCACUUCGCACGCUGGGCAGAGACAGCAGAGCCCCCCACCUUGUUCUGGCUCUCCAGCUUCACCUUUCCCAACGGUUUUCUUACCGCUGUGCUGCAGUCCUCUGCUCGACAGCACAACAUAUCCGUGGACACACUGUCUUGGGAGUUCAUAGUGUGCACUGUAGAUGACAGCAACCUGCUUUACCCCCCCAAGGAUGGAGUAUUUGUCCGAGGUUUGUACUUGGAGGGAGCUGGUUGGGACAAGAGGAACUCAUGUCUGGUGGAAGCUGAACCUAUGCAGAUGGUCUGUCCCAUGCCCACCAUCCACUUCAAACCUGUUGAAAACCGCAAGAAGGCAGCCAAGAGUAUGUACCUGUGUCCAUGUUACUACUUCCCGGUGCGUUCAGGUGGGGCAGGCCGGCCAUCUUUUGUGGUUGGUGUAGAACUUAAAUCUGGAGCUAUGACCCCGGAUUACUGGAUCAAGAGAGGGACUGCUCUUCUCUUGAGCCUGGACAACUAAAGGCCUUAAACACACACACUCACACAUUGACUCUGACACUUUUCUAUUGCUGUUUAUGUUAAUUGUUUUAGCUGUUUAUUACUUUAUAUUCUUCUUUUUAACAGAAUUUUAUUUUAUUCAUAGUCGUGAUCGCAAAUUUUGGGACAAAAGGCUCCAUUAGUCAGCAAAUGUAUUGCAUUCUCACCCGGGCUUUCACAAUAAAUGGACGAGACAUUCUUUGAGCCUUUGAAGUUGGUCUCACA